Messenger RNA from Pelobates fuscus (common spadefoot toad), 2652 nucleotides. RefSeq lists its product as uncharacterized. NCBI's taxonomy places the organism in Eukaryota, Metazoa, Chordata, Amphibia, Anura, Pelobatidae. The record is from RefSeq and is a predicted model, not a curated record. The coding region runs from base 32 to 1993 and encodes 653 amino acids. The transcript has 5 exons.
UGUCCGUGGUGGAGACCUGUACAGAGGGUAUAUGCCUUCAGAUGGAAAACUGGAUUGGUUCUCUAAGGCCAGAAGAGUUGGAAGGCGUGAGUGGGAUCAGUUUAAAUUUCUCCUGUUUGAUCCGAAUGGGAUUUUGUAUGCAGCUACGAAGGAUGGGAAGCUGUACAAGGGCUCAAAGCCAGACAAUGAAAAUGUCUCCUGGAUUAAUGACCAAGCAACCAAAAUUGGAAUUAGGAUGUGGGAUGAAUUUGAUGCCCUUUUUUUUGACCCUGAAGGCACACUGUAUGCAGUGACUCAUUAUGGUAGUCUUGAAAUGAGAAGCCCCCCAACAGAUGUAGAUGAUAACUGGAUUGGUUCUAGCACAACCCUUGCACAUGAAGGCUGGAGCGAUCUCUCACAUUUCAUAUCUUUCAGUCCUCAGGGAGACCUGUGGUGUGUUGAUUCAAGCAAUGGCAACAUCUACAAAGGGCGAGCUCCAACUGAAGAUGACACCAAUUAUUUGGAAAAAGCAGAGAAAUUAGGCUGCAACUAUAAUAAGUACCUCUUCCUUUCCCUCACCAGUGAUAAAAGCAUCCAAAAUACUGUGAGCUUUCAAUCCCAGCCAGAUUUUGGUGAAAACAUAUCUGAAGGUGACAAGACCCAAAAUGAUAACAAGAGCAAGGUCCCAGCAAAGUUUCCAUUUUCAACUAGUGACUUCUCAGAUCAAAGGAAUGAAGCAAGCCAGGAUCAAGCAGACAUGGAAUUCCCUGAUACUCCAGAUACCAUACUGUUUGCAGUGGACAAACAUUUUGUUGCAAAAGCUGGAUUACUACCGAGGAAUUCUCUGGAUAAAUUUGAAACCAGAUCCUCCACUGUUGGGAAGCUGAAAGAUGUCAGUAAAAUUGUUUUUAGUCCAGAAGGAGAGCUGUUUGCUGUCCGUGGUGGAGAUAUGUACAGAGGUUCUAUGCCUUCGAAUGGAAAACUGGAUUGGUUUUCUAAGGCCAGAAGAGUUGGAAGGCGUGAGUGGGAUCAGUUUAAAUUUCUCCUAUUUGAUCCGAAUGGGAUUCUGUAUGCAGCUACCAAGGAUGGGAAGCUGUACAAGGGCCCAAAGCCGGACAAUGAAAAUGUCUCCUGGAUUAAUGACCAAGCCACCAAAAUCGGAAUCAGAAUGUGGGAUUACUUUGAUGCCCUCUUCUUUGACCCUGAAGGCACACUGUAUGCAGUGACUCACUCUGGUAGUCUUGAAAUGAGAAGCCCCCCAUCUGAUAUAGAAGAUAACUGGAUUGGUUCUAGCACAAACCUUGCACACGAAGGCUGGAGUGAUCUCUCACAUUUCAUUGCAUUCAGCACUGAGGGAGACCUGUGGUGUGUGGAUUCAAGCAAUGGCAACAUCUAUAAAGGGCAAGCUCCAACCAAUGGUCUUACCAGUUUUGUGAGAGCAGCAAAGAAAUUUAGCUGGAACUAUGACAUGUACCCUUUCCUUUCUUUAACCAUUGAUAAAACCAUCCAGAGUAUUGUAAGCUUUGAAUUCCUGCCAAAUUCAGGUAAAAUUCUAUCACGAGACACUGAGGUGUUGCAGAGCCUGAUCUAUAACAACAAGAGCAGUGUCCCAGCAAAGUUCACCUUCUCAUUUACAAAGUCCAUUUCUGAAACCAGCACUUUAACCCAUCAACAUGGAUAUUCAGGGGCCACUGGUCAAGAGAUCACAUUUAAGGCUGGGACUCCACUGAUAGAUGAGGAAGGUGUAAAAAUCUCUGGGAGUGGAAGCUCAGCCCACACCUGGAACUUUACUGGCAACAAUGAAACACAGACUACCUUCUCCUCCAGCGCAGAUAUUGAGGUCCCGGGUGGAAAAACAAUACGUAUGGUGGCAUCCGUCACAAAGGGAGGAAUGGAAGUGCCCUACCGUGCCAUAAUAUGUACCAUGUUUGGCAAACAAACUACCAUUCAGGGAAUGUGGAAAGGGUUUAAUCAUUACAAUCUGAUGAUCACCCAAGAAGAUUAUCAGCCAUGAGAUAUGAUAUGACUCAGCUAUCACAUAGAUUCUCUUCAAACUCAGUAAAUAUAAGGACACAGGUAGAAGUGAUGUAGAAUUAUUGAAAAUCUUUAUUUUAUUGAACCUGUAUUGAAUUAUUGUACUAACUCCAUUUUAACCCACAUCACUAUGACAGACCCUCCAUUUUAACCCACAUCACUAUGACAGACCCUCCAUUUUGUCUACAUUACAUGACAGAAUUUCCUAACAGCAUUUAGUGUAAUGAAUAGAGACUGUAUUUUCUAUAAAGACAUGACUAACCCCGGAAUUGCUGAAUCUCCUGUAAUUUGCAACAUAGUCUCUCUGAAGGCCAUGAGAAGCUGGCCUAAUGAAAUGUUCUAUUCAUAAAAGAACCCUGAACCUGACCACGAGACUGACAUCACUAACUACGCAAAAUGACGCCCAAGCCCCCCUUUCCACCGAGUAAGCCUCGUGCUGGGAAAGAUGGCGCUUGAGCCAUCCGUCUACACCCGUGUCCAGAACAAUACCACCUCUCGGUGGGAGGACACCUAGCUAACCACUUAGUUUUUGAGCCAAUUAAUCAUAUUGAUGGGUGGACAUUGACAUAGCCACUUAACAAUUAAUCCAAUUAAUGAUGUUUAUUUACUGAUAUCUUGAUAAUCAAUGAUGAUGCAAUU